AUGGCCAUCGAGGUAGUUGACCUCACGGAGGCGGAUAUCCCCGGUGCCAUCGAAGUCAUUCAGCAGGCAUUUGCAGACGAUCCUUACUUCAAAUGGGUUUUUGAUUCCUCCCAAUUCAACAAACAAAGAAAUUAUGACUCCCUGUCCGUGCGCUGCAAAUGGGGCAUCAACAACGCACUAUUCCAAGUCGCGAAGGAGUCCGACGGUCCAAUCCUAGGUGUUUCCUGCUGGCUAGCGCCACACCCGGCUACCCAGCCUGAAAGCUGGUAUAGCUGGUUCCAGUCGUGGAGCUUGUCGUUUAAUCAACUUCUCAAUAACAUCCGGUACCUGGGUCGUGGGGGGUUGCGGACGAAUCGGUAUUGGAUCUGGAAAGAGAGACAAGCUGAAGCGCAGGCUGCUAUUUGGGAUGAUCCGCAAGGCUACUAUUUCUGUAAUAUUGUUGCUGUCAGUCCCGUGGCGCAGGGAAAGGGGAUUGGGAAAUUGCUGUUCGAGGCUGUUACGAAGAAGGCGGAUAGUGAGGGUAAGAAGUGUUAUCUGGAGAGUUCGAAGAGUGUUCCCAAUGUGGCGAUUUACGAACGCAUGGGCUUUGAAAUGAGGAAGGAGAUGGAGUGUCGGGAUGGAGAGGAUGCGUGCAUGGUAUGUUCGACGGACUGUGUGCGUUAUUUGAGUGUUUUUUUUUUUUUUUUGCUGACGCGCUUUAGUUGUACUGCAUGGUGCGGGAUCCUAAGCACAGUGAGAAUUGAUGAUCGAUAUUAUCGAAAGAAAGAAGGAAGGGAUAUCACUCGAUGUAUUUCUAUCCUCAAGACUACGGAAGGGAAGAAGGAAGAUGAGGCCUUCCGAAUGAUCUAUCUACAGAGCGUUUGCUCGGUCUGA
This is a messenger RNA of Penicillium salamii, 873 nucleotides long. NCBI's taxonomy places the organism in Eukaryota, Fungi, Ascomycota, Eurotiomycetes, Eurotiales, Aspergillaceae. The record is from the annotation of a GenBank genome assembly.